CAACAAAAUUCGCCCAUUGCAAACCUGUUUUAGUUAAUUACAUAAGUUACGGUAGCAGUGUUUGCGCAACUUUAGUAUUGCGCGCGGCGUCGUCUGCACCACCAGCCAGACGCACUGUGCGCGAACCCGCGGCCGAGCGCGCGAGACGCCUUGUUGCGCUCACCCUUCAUCUCGUUCUUUAAAAUACACUUGAAGUACAAUUCUAAUAUAUUAAGUAAAGCCAUACUUCGGAAACUACAGUUAUAAACAUACUUAUGAAAAUAUACACUCCGCGUACACUGUCACUGAAUCAUAAAACGUACCGUUUAUCACUUCCAAAAUAAAUAGCCGGCCAAGUUAUAGAUUAAUCUAGAUAUUAUAUUGAUAAUAUGAGAUUGGUCGAUAACGAAUGAUCCGAUACUCUCACUAACAUCCGGUCUCUGCUUCGCGCGUCGUCGUUGCGAAAGAAUUAUAUCUCACGCAACGACAACCCCAAAUUCUGUGAUAAAUCAGUGUCGUGAGAGAGUUCGGAGUGGUUUAUGAGAUGGUGAAAUUUUAUAGGAAGACAAUAUCGUUGUCGGAUGUGUGGGUGUCGUCGAAUGACAAGUUAAGUGAUUUCUACGCGUCGUCAUGGCAACGCGGGGACUCUCCCGUGCCGCUGCUGGUGGUGCGGCUGCUCCUGGCGGCGCUGGCCUUAGCCGUGCUGAGCUGGACGCUAGUGGAGGGCGGCAACGAGUAUUGGCCACUCUUCCUCACCAACUGGGGGCUGGUCCUCAUUAAUGCGAUGUUGCUUAGCGGCAUACUCGUAUCCAUUGUGGCGUUGUUUAACCCGUCAUAUGAAACUUCACAGUUGCCAUGGUACGUCAGCAUGUACUGGUUCUUCUUCAACAUAGCCAUCAGCACAUCCUUUCUCAUAACGGCGCUCUAUUGGAUCCUAUUGUACAAUCCCGGUAAAAAUCCGGAUCCUGAAGAUCCGCUGUUCUGGUUGGACGUAGCGACACACGGACUGAACUCUUGCAUAGCGCUGGCGGAGGUUGUGGCAUCGCGCACUCCCGUCAGAGCGCUGCACUUCUACCAGCCGCUCAGCGUAGGGCUGUGGUACGCAGCCUUCACCGCCAUCUACUUCGCGGCCGGGGGCACGGAUGGCAAUGGCAACCCUUACAUCUACCCAGUGCUGGACUGGCGCUUCGGCUGGCGCACGACCGCGCUGGUGGCGUGCUCGUGCGCAGGUCUCCUCGUCAUCUACGCGGCGCUGUGGGGCGUCGCGCUCUGCCGCGACAAGAUCUCUAUGACCAUACGCACUGUCAGCCUCGACUUGCCCAUGGUGCCAGAUUCCAUGCAAGCGAGAAUAGUAUGACGGAUAGACUUCUAUGAAGGUCGGGCACAAUCGGUUGUGUUUCAUGACUUAUCAUUAUGUAAUUAUCAUCAAAACUGUGUUUAUAUUGCCAUUCCAACUACUAUGUUCGGCCGAUGUCCGACCAAAAGUUCAAAUAUAGCAUUUUAUCAACAACGCCCAAGUCCAUACUAGUUAUAUACACAGAGCUAGUGCAAAAAGAUAAUAGUUUACCACCUACACUGGACAGUAUUAAGAUUUCUCUCUAGUAGUCCAUUUUAUAUUUGGUGCGUUGAUCAGUUGUGUUGAUGUGUGAUAACAUGAUAACUAUUGUGUGUCCAUUUUGUUUGUGUGGAAGCCUUCCAGCAAUUUCUAAGCUUAUAGAAGAAAUUGUUUAAAAUGUGAAAGGUUAUUAUGUAUAAUAAUAAAAACUCAAAACCUCUUGUAUAUAAAUAUACAUAUCGGUUUCUUUAUAGAUUUAAGAUGUACAUAAUAUACCUACUGUGUUGUAUUUAUAUUUUAAUACAAAAUAUAUUGUUUUUAUGAAUUAAAAGAAUUUUAAAUAAAAGUCGUGAUGUGGUUAUACAACAUU
Plodia interpunctella (Indianmeal moth) is the source of this 1904-nucleotide messenger RNA. Its product is annotated as protein rolling stone-like. Gene Ontology annotation, cellular component: membrane. NCBI's taxonomy places the organism in Eukaryota, Metazoa, Arthropoda, Insecta, Lepidoptera, Pyralidae. The record is from RefSeq and is a predicted model, not a curated record. The transcript is spliced from 4 exons. Bases 524 to 1336 code for a protein of 270 amino acids.